Molecule: messenger RNA, 903 nt
Organism: Euleptes europaea (tarantolino)
Lineage: Eukaryota; Metazoa; Chordata; Lepidosauria; Squamata; Sphaerodactylidae
Product: estradiol 17-beta-dehydrogenase 11-like
Exons: 7
Coding region: 1-903 (300 amino acids)
Cellular component (GO): lipid droplet
Molecular function (GO): oxidoreductase activity, acting on the CH-OH group of donors, NAD or NADP as acceptor
Source: RefSeq, a predicted model, not a curated record
AUGCAUUUGCUAUUACAGGGUGUUAUGAUUGUUUUUAUUGUAUUAUAUUAUUACGUGGAGGCGCUGGUGAAACUUUUCAUUCCGAAGAAGAAAAAAUCUCUCAGCGGAGAGAUUGUUCUGAUUACUGGAGCUGCCCAUGGACUUGGAAGGGAAAUCGCUUGUGCAUUUUCCAAGCAUCAAUGCAAAUUGGCUCUUUGGGAUAUCAAUAAGCAUGGGAUUGAGGAAACAGCAGAGGAAUGCAGAAAGCUGGGUGCUGCAGUCCAUACAUAUGUGGUAGACUGCAGGAAGAGGGAGGAAAUCUACAGAACUGCAGAUAAGGUGAAAAAAGACAUUGGAGACAUCAGUAUCUUGAUUAAUAAUGCCGGAGUGAUAACCACAGGAUGUUUUCUUUCAGUCACGGAUGAGCAGAUCCAGAGCAUGUUUGACAUUAACGUUCUUGCUCACUACUGGACAGUGAAAGCAUUCCUGCCAGCAAUGAUGGAGAGAAACCACGGCCAUAUUGUCACAGUUGCUUCACUUGCUGGUUUUGUGGCUGUACCAUUCAUGGUGACUUAUGUCUCAUCCAAACAUGGUAUUGUUGGAUUUCAUCAGUCUUUGACAGAAGAACUGUUUUUGUUGGGAAAGGAUGGAAUCAAGACAUCAUGUCUAUGUCCGAGUUUUAUUAACAAUGGCUUUGUGAAGAAUUUACCUAAAAAAGCUGUUCCCACUGUAGAAACUGAGGAUGUUGUCAAUAAACUGAUGGAAGGAAUACUGACUAAUCAGAAAACGAUUUUUGUUCCACAACUGGCAAAACUCUUUACGAUAAUAUUAAGGCUUCUGCCAGAACGUGUUUACAAUAGUUGGGAAAUAAUAGAAAGAGAUUGGAUUGAUAGCUAUAGAAAUCAGUGCCAAAGGAGUAAGUAA